CUCAUCGUCUUGGACUUUGAACCCAGUGCCAGUUUGGCGACCAGUAUAACCAGCGGCCACUCUGCCAGCCGCUCUCCAGAACCCGUCCUAUGGAGUCGUUGACCAGCACAGGCGCCGCGCCAGCGCGUGCGUCGCCGCCGCGGCCUCGGCCGCACGUCGUCUUGGUCGCAAGCCCCGGCGCCGGCCACCUCAUCCCGAUGGCCGAGCUGGCGCGGCGUCUCGCCGAGCAGCACGGCUUCGCGCCCACCCUCGUCACCUUCACCACCGACCUCUCCUCCCCGGAAGAAGCCAUGUCCUGCCUCCCGGACUCCCUCGCCACAAGGCCCACAAUCGCCCUCCCGCCCGUCCAAAUAGACGACCUCCCGCACGACACGCCCAUCGAGAUCUUGCUCUUCGAGCUCGUCCGCCGCUCCGUCCCCAACCUCCGCGCCCUCCUCCGCUCCAUCGACGGCCCAAUCGCGGCGUUGGUGCCGGACUUCUUCUGCUCCGAGGCGCUGCCCCUCGCCGCCGAGCUUGGCGUCCCGGGGUUCCUCUUCGUGCCCAGCAACCUCGCCGCGUUGGCCCUCAUGCGCCGCCUCGUGGACCUCCACCACGGCGUUGACGUUGCCCCUGGCGCAGAGUACCACGACAUGCCCGAGAAUCUCGAGCUUCCCGGGGGCGUGGCGCUGCGCCGCGCCGACCUUCCGGUCUCGUUCCAGAGCAGCAAGGAGCCGGUCUACGCGCGGCUCCUCGAGGAGGGCCGGCGUUACCUCUCCGCCGAUGGCUUCCUGGUGAACUCCUUCUAUGAGAUGGAGCCGGCGACCGGGGAGGAGUUGAGGCAGGCGGCAGAGCGAGGCGCGUUCCCGCCGGUGUUCGCCGUGGGGCCGUUUGUGCGUUCGAGGUCCAACGACGACGCGGCGUCGUCCGCCUGCAUAAUAUACUGGCUGGAUCUGCAGCCGACGGGGUCGGUGGUGUACGUCUCCUUCGGGAGCGGCGGCUCGCUGUCCGUGGAGCAGACGGCGGAGCUCGCCGCGGGGCUGGAAGCCAGCGGCCACAGGUUCCUCUGGGUCGUGCGCAUGCCAACCCUUGACGGCAACGAGAAGAGCGGCCGUGAGAGGAGCGACGACCCAUUGGCGUGGCUUCCGGAGGGGUUUCUGGAGAGGACGAAGGGCAGAGGUCUGGCCGUGGCGGCGUGGGCGCCGCAGGUGCGCGUGCUGUCGCAUCCGGCCACGGCGGUCUUCGUGUCCCACUGCGGCUGGAACUCUUCGCUGGAGAGCGUGUCCUCCGGGGUGCCGAUGGUGGCACUGCCGCCGCGCGCGGCGGAGCAGAGGAUGAACGCCGUGAUCCUGGAGCAGAGCGUCGGCGUGGCGCUGCGGCCGCGCGUGCGAGAGGAUCAUCAGAUCGAUGCCGAUGGCGGCGUGGUGGCGCGCGACGAGAUCGCGGCCGUGCUGAAGGAGCUCAUGGAAGGGGACAAGGGGCGUUACGUGCGGCGCCAGGCGGGGGACCUUCAGCAAGCGGCGGCGCUCGCGUGGACGCCGGAGGGCUCGUCGCGCCGGGCGCUGGAGGAGGUCGCCGCCGCGUGGAAGUCAGCGCUGGGGAACAAGUAACCGACGUGUCAUGGCGUGAUGCACGUCAGGACGCGCGUCGAGGUUUUCCAUCCAUGCGCCAUUCUGCUUUGUCCGUAUCUCGUGUAGUCGUCCAAGGUUUCCAUGCUCAUCGUAUCGGUUAAUCGGUGCCGAAUAUAAUAAAGGACUCAUGUCAUGUGCCGACGCCGCCGCUAGUAUAACGCGGUGAACUUUCGUCCGUCGGAAAUGAGAGUCUCGAAUUCCCGAACUCGCGGACGAGCUUUGGAAUUUAGAUGAGAGUAUUUAAUUGUCACCAUGCCAUUGCCAAGCAGUCUUCCGCUGCUUACGUGCC
Messenger RNA from Brachypodium distachyon (stiff brome), 1896 nucleotides. RefSeq names its product hydroquinone glucosyltransferase. Lineage: Eukaryota; Viridiplantae; Streptophyta; Magnoliopsida; Poales; Poaceae. The record is from RefSeq and is a predicted model, not a curated record. Gene Ontology annotation, molecular function: UDP-glycosyltransferase activity. The transcript has a single exon. The coding region runs from base 90 to 1586 and encodes 498 amino acids.